This is a messenger RNA of Chaetura pelagica (chimney swift), 1181 nucleotides long. RefSeq names its product GPALPP motifs containing 1 (gene GPALPP1). NCBI's taxonomy places the organism in Eukaryota, Metazoa, Chordata, Aves, Apodiformes, Apodidae. The transcript is spliced from 8 exons. The coding region runs from base 1 to 1068 and encodes 355 amino acids. The record is from RefSeq and is a predicted model, not a curated record.
AUGGCACUAUAUCCAAAUGUGUUUUUUGUAAAGAGCAAGAUACAUCAUACUUAUUUGAAAUGUUUAAUAAAUAUCCCAAAUAAACCUGGAUGUUCAGUUGCAGGACCAGCACUGCCUCCAGGCUAUAAAAGCAGCUGUAGCUCAGAAACUCCUGACAGUGAUGAAGACUCAGAAUCUCCUCCUCUGCCCAGAGAUGCAAACAGAGAUUCUGAAGAGGAGACAGAAGGAGAUCCAGCAUCCAAAAAGCCAAAAAGAAUUCAGGAAGAUGAUGAUGAUGAUGAUGGCUUUUUUGGGCCUGCUCUUCCUCCUGGAUUUAAAAAACAGGAUGAUUCUCCAGAGAGGCCCAUUAUAGGCCCUGCAUUACCACCUGGCUUUAGGAGAGCUUCACAGGACACCGGGAAUAGCAGAUGUUCCAUAGGGCCGUCUGUUUCCUCAGAAUUCCAUGCCCAGGGGACAGAUAGUAGUGAGGAAGAAGAAAACCUUAUAGGCCCAAUGCCUGCAAAAGGACCAGUGGAAUCUGAUGUGACUGAAGAAUUUGAACGCAGAGCUCAGAGAAUGAAGGAAAAACUUACUUCAGCAGACAGCGAUGAAUCUAAGCAAGUUACCAGGGAAUCAUGGAUGACAGAGCUUCCACCUGAAUUGAAGAGCUUUGGAUUUGGCCCAAGAACAUUCAAGAGAAGAGCUGAUGACAAGUCAGGUGAUAGAUCUAUUUGGACAGAUACUCCAUCUGACAGAGAGAGAAAAGCCAAGGAAAGAGAAGAGGCAAAAAAGUCAACCAGUAAGGAUAAUGAAGAAAUUGGCCUAUCUAGGAGAGACAAGAGGCUCAUUGAUCAGGUGACUUCAUACAAUGAGUCAAAGAGGUCAGAAUCUCUCAUGGACAUACAUCAGAAAAAGCUGAAGAGCAAAGCCUCUGAAGAGAAGAACAAACCUCAGGAAAGAAGGCCAUUUGAUCGAGACCAGGAUCUCAAGGUCAAUCGAUUUGAUGAAGCACAAAAGAAAGCCCUUAUAAGAAAAUCCAGAGAUCUGAAUAGUAAAUUUGAGCACAGUAAAGGCAAUAUGUUUUUAUAAUAUAAAAGCAUGAAGCUUUUUUGAAAUUAAGUUGAUGACACUUUGAAUACUUAAUUUUUAAAGUAUUUUUCUGUAAAUAUUUGUAUGCAGAAUAAAUAUCCUGAUUUUUAACU